Molecule: messenger RNA, 6465 nt
Organism: Pocillopora meandrina
Lineage: Eukaryota; Metazoa; Cnidaria; Anthozoa; Scleractinia; Pocilloporidae
Source: the annotation of a GenBank genome assembly
GUCGCGCGAUACAUCACAACAGCCGAAGUGCCAGGACUAAGUUUGGUUGGUUUGUUUUAAAAAUUUUAACACAAAUAUUAAUCACAAGAGAUGUUAUAGACGCAAGAGGUGUACUGGAAUGACGGCCAUAGACCUCAAAGAACAGGGAAAUCGUCUUUUUAGCGGCAGGCAUUACGAUGAUGCAGCGCAAUGUUACACAAAGGCUAUUGUAGGUUGAAAUCACGUUCAUUCACAUUCGGUUAAAUCGCCUUACAUCUAAGAAUUUGUGGUUUGUUUUCCUCGAAGUUUUGACUUAGAUUUAUCUAUUACAUUUGAAAGUUGGCGUUGGCCAUCCGGAGAAUAGUGAUGGCAGUUUAUAAAAUCAGUUGUCUCGCUUUUACUUGCUAGUUUCAUGAUCACACGAAUUUUAUAAUUUUGAACUGGAUCGUGCCCAUGGAAAGCUCGAGUUUGAUACCAGGAAAAAAAGAAAAAAAACUAGUGAUUUUCAUUUGCGGAUUUUUUUUUCGCCAUUGACAUAAUAGCAUAGUUAAUUUGUCUGUUAUUUUUUGAUUUUGGAGAGUAAAGGAUUAGGACGAUGCGAGGAUUUUUUAAAUCUGAAGAAAAUAUAAUUUAAUUUUAUGUAACCUCCCAAAAUUUCGGUGUCUACGAUACGUUGUGGCUUUCCGUUCCCCUGCUAAAAGCUUUUCAAAUGUAACACUUGUUCAUGUGGUGUGCCUUCUGAUAGAAAAGUUCUGAAAAGGUUUGUUUAAGACUGAGUCACUCAUCUAAAAACUAGGGCACAAUAUUUUACGCAGAAGUGUAAUCAGUUUCAUUUUCAGAUACAUUACACAGUUGAAAAAUAGUUUGCUUAAAUCAGAAGACGAUAAACUCUCUACAUUAUGAAAUAAGAUUUAAUCAUUGUUUCAUUUUUCUUCGAUGAAUACAGUAAAUGUCCAAAUAUGUGAUUAAACAGUAAUUUUUUUUUUAAUGAAAUUUUUGAAUACUUCUUUUUCUACUUGAUCUAUUAGCUCCAUCAGGAAAUUUCCACAAAUUCACCAUUAUUACAAUUUCUCUAUUUUAGAUCAAGAAUCCAACAGUUCCAACAUACUUCACAAAUCGGGCUUUGUGUCAUCUCAAACUUAAGAAGUGGUCUCAGGUCAUAAGUGACUGUCGUCGUGCCAUAGAACUUGAUGUGAACCUGGUCAAGGCACAUUUCUUCCUUGGGCAGGCACUCCUUGAACAGGAGAAUUAUGAUGAAGCACUUGCAAGUUUAAAAAGAGGUGGAAAAAAAAGAUUAUCUUAACCCUUAAAAAGUGAUAAGCAUCUAAUUUCUUCCCAUAGUAUCACCCUUGAAUCAAACAUUGUGUUAAUGAGAAUAAAGAAAAUGAUCACAAAUUCAAGAAGCCCUUGAUUUUUAGACAAAUUUUCCUUGUAAGGACCAUAUGAAAUGUAUAGAGAUUAGUAUUGAGAACUUGCAUGUUGAUGUUAGGGUGUGAAGGGUUAAAUUUUGAUUUUGAGUUUUUUCAAUUGGGCUGUUAGACAUUCAAACUUGGCAUAGAGUGUAAUUUGAAAUACAGCAAGAACUUCAAGCUUGCGGUAAAUCCCUUUCAUUCACUUUAAAAUUUACAGCUAACGGUAGCAUGGAAAUAUUAUGUGGGUUCCCCUCUGCUAUGAUCACCUGCAGAUAGCAAUCUGGUUGUAAAUGAGAAACAGACUUUAACACUCUGCAUUAGUUGCCUUUUUAGGGUGCCAUGAAAGCCCCAAUCUCUGCUCCAAUCAUAGAACAGCUCCUUUAGUCCUUAGGGACUUUCUGUAUGUCCAUUUAAUGUCAGUGAGCCUAACUAUUGUACAGGGUAGAUAUAAAUCAACUAUGAAGUUCUCUCAAGCAAAAAGGUGUUCACUAUCAUUGUUUGUUCUGUAACCAGCCUAUGAUUUAGCCAAAGAACAGAAACUUAACUUUGGAGAUGAUAUAGCAAGUACAGUCCGUCUGGCUAAAAAGAAGGUAUGAAGAAUUGACUACACUCAUUGUGUAUGAAAUGAUUAUCUGAUAAUGUAAGCUACCUGUAUGUAAGUGGAAAAUAUAAACUUUUGGCUUGAAAGAAAAUUUGGAAAAAAUCAGAAUGAGUAACCGAUGACAGAUGACAAGACAUUAGGCAUUGUUAGAUGUACUUGAACCUCUGGUUACUUCCACAAAGAACAACACAAUUUAAGUGUGCUAGUUGUCAGAUCUAAUUUUGUCUCAUUUUCAAUAUUGUUAUUCCAGAGAUUUAGUGUUGCAGAAGAAAGACGAAUUAGCCAGGAAAUAGAGCUGCAGUCAUAUUUGAAUAAUCUAAUCCUUGAUGAUAAGAAGAGGUAAACUUCUUUUUGUUGACUCUGACAUUACCCUUUUAACUUUGUCAGUCACCUGUAUCAGCUUUUGAGCUGGGUAACCUUUUGAACACUAAGAGUGACCAGCAUCUAAUUUCUCCCUACAAUAUCACCCCUGAAUCACACAGUAAGGUCAUGAGAAUAAAGGAAAUGAUCACCAACCAAAGAAGCUCUUGAUUGUUCAACAAUUCUCUUUGUCCGCUCCUUAAGAAAUGUAUGGAAAACAGUAUAUAGAAUUAUGUUAGGAUAUUAAGGGUUUAACCCUUUAACUCCCAAGAUCUGAUUGUUAAUUCUCCUCUCUAGCUGCUACACAUUUCCUUGUAUAUUAGUUACAAGAAUUAGGUGUUAGAUCAAGAUGACAACUUCUACCUGAUAAGUUUGAGUAUUCUCAUUACCUGUGUGCUGGAUAAUGUAUAGAUAUUAUUGGGAGAAGUUGCAUAUUGAUCACUGCUGAGAGUUAAAGGGUUAACAUUAUCAAUUAACCUUUUUCAGACAAAUUAAAGCUGCAGGAAAAGAUCCUGACAAAGAAGAACUUGAUAAAAUUGAAUUGGAAUGUGUGAGUAAAGUUUGUUUCUUUUUUCUUGUAUUGACAAAUGCAACAUGCUCACCUUUUCAUCAAUACACCCCAAAGUCAGUAGGUUGUUGCUUAAUUGUUGUUGCAUCUUUUUUCCAGGAUAAAAGACUAUCAGAAGUAAAUAGCCUUUUUAAAGAAGUUGAUGUCAGACGAAAGGUGAGAGCUCAUCUUCUUACCUUAGUUUGCUGAAUGUAUUAUGUAUAUCUUAACCCUUCAUCUCCCAUGAGUGACCAAGACAGAAUUUCUCCUUACAAUAUCUGUACAAUAUUAAAAAGAUAAGUGAUGAGAAUAAAGAAAAAUAUUAAUUUGAGUAUAAUUAGAUGAUCCAAUACUAAAUUCUCUGAACUAACAUUAUAAGAAUUGCAUGGUUGACAGUAAAGAGAAUAACAAAUUUGAUCUGGGAGUUAAAGGGUUAAGGAACAGUGUGAGUCACUGGUAGUCGUUACAACUCCAAUGGUGACGAUGAAGUUUGAAGUCUUGGAUUUUCCCAUCAGAGGUAGUUGGUACAGAUAUCAGAAUGUAAAGUUCAAAAUCCUAUUCACCUACUGUACCAGUAAAGCUUGAUGAAACAGAUAUAUUUUUAUAAUAAAAUCAGUGCUUCAUAUCAGUGAAUUAAUAGGUGUAAGUUCAAGACCAGAUCUGGUCAUUUUGAUGUGUUCUUGGGUGGGACACCUUGCUCUUGCAAUGCCUCUCUCCAACUAUAAAUGGGUGCUAGGGUGCUGUCAUUAAAGCCUUACACAUUUUUUGUAGGGGAGGGAAGGGGGUGGAAGGGUAACCUUGUGAUGGACUAGCAUCCCACCCAGGGAGACUAGCAAUUCUCCCGGUCACUCCUUGCUACAAAAUCAGGUUAGGCUCUUAGAGGAUGGGCAGUUUAAGCUCUCGUGAGGCUAUGGUUAUUACAGUUAUCAGAAUUUGAAUCAUGGGUUGAGAGACAGUAAAUCAAGAUUUGCCAUGACUUGUUCAAAUACAGUUUUCUGAAGUUAAUCCAUGAUUGUGUUUUAUUGGUUUUAUGCUCUGUUGCUUGUUUACUGUCACUUUAAUUUGUACUUUGAAAGCCAGAAACCCAACUUCUUCCUCUGAAAUGUUCUUCCUGGUUUCUUACAGAAAAGAGAGGUGCCAGACUUCUUGUGUGGACAAAUUAGUUUUGAACUCAUGAAGGAUCCAGUCAUUACACCAAGUGGAAUCACGUAUCUUUUUUAUAUAAUUAAUUAAUUUGCCAAUUGGAAAAAUCACUGGAAUUGUUUCCAGUGAAAACCUUCUGGGAAGACUUUGACUGAAAUUCAGAUGUGAAGGUUUUGCUUCUGUGCAAGGUGAAAACCCUGCCCUUGUUACCUUUGAAGUUUUGGCGUAACAUUUAAGAUUAGAACCCAGUUUAUCAUGGAGACUUGGAUAAAGUAUAUUCCAGAAACCUUAUGAUUUAUCUCUGAAUUAAUAUGUAGCAAAAGAAAUUACUUCUUAGAGCAGAUUAAGAUUCCUAGCAGAGAGAGAGAGUGUGGGGGAGGAGAGAGAGUGUGAGGGAGGAGAGAGAGUGUGAGGGAGGAGAGAGAGUGUGAGGGAGGAGAGAGAGUGUGAGGGAGGAGAGAGAGUGUGAGGGAGGAGAGAGAGUGUGAGGGAGGAGAGAGAGUGUGAGAGAGGAGAGAGAGUGUGAGGGAGGAGAGAGAGUGUGAGGGAGGAGGGAGAGUGUGAGGGAGGAGGGGAGAGAGAGAGAGGAGAGAGAGAGGAGGAGGGAGAGAGAGAGAGAGAGAGGAGAGAGAGAGGAGGAGGGAGGAGAGAGAGAGAGAGGAGAGAGAGUGUGAGGGAGGAGAGAGAGUGAGGGAGGAGAGAGAGUGUGAGGGAGGAGAGAGAGUGUGAGGGAGGAGAGAGAGUGUGAGGGAGGAGAGAGAGUGUGAGGGAGGAGAGAGAGUGUGAGGGAGGAGAGAGAGUGUGAGGGAGGAGAGAGAGUGUGAGGGAGGAGAGAGAGUGUGAGGGAGGAGAGAGAGUGUGAGGGAGGAGAGAGAGUGUGAGGGAGGAGAGAGAGUGUGAGGGAGGAGAGAGAGUGUGGGGGAGGAGAGAGAGUGUGGGGGAGGAGAGAGAGUGUGAGGGAGGAGAGAGAGUGUGGGGGAGGAGAGAGAGUGUGAGGAAGGGAAGGCUAUAAACCACACCCAGUCCAGUAGCACAUCCUUAUGCAAGCUGUAACCUGGCGUUUCUCUGCUGCGCCCAGAUGCCAGCUAAUUACUUCUGGACAAUGUUGGAAACUUUUAACUCUCGUAGAUAUGAUCGUAAACACAUUGAAGAACAUUUGCAGGUAUGUCAGUCUAAACUUCUCUUUAGAAAAAAAAACAGGUUUGCUUGGUUAUCAUUUCCUUUUUAAAUUGUGCUAGUCAAUCUGCGAAAAAAACGCGGUGACAUGAAAUAAUUGUGACGUUAUUCCUGAUAUUCCGGAACUUCUUUAUUCAGCGGGGUUUAUCUCGAUAUUUUCAAGAAACGCGACAUAUUCUACUGGCGUGAGAAUUUCGGGGAACUCUAGGUGCUGGUGCUAUUAUUUGAUUGGACACGUAUAUCGAAAGAUUAACGAGCUCUCUUACGAAGAUUUGCGAAAAUCGAGACUGGGGCUUCGACAUCGAAUAUUGUCAUUUUUUUCAUAAGAAUUAGUGCGCGUCGGUGUUCACCUGCGUACAUUGUUAUCAUCUUCAGUUCAGAUGUAUAUUUGUGGCCAUUUUUCCUUUUUUUCUUUCUUAGCGUGUUGGCCAUUUUGAUCCCGUGACAAGAACGGAUUUGAAACAAGAACAGUUGACUCCAAACCUCGUUAUGAAAGAGGUCAUAGAUGCGUUUAUCACAGAAAACGAAUGGGUAGUGGAAGAAUUCUAAUGCAGAAUUCAUUGAUCAAUGUAAAUAAUCAAGAAAUAUCUUCAACGUACAGUUAUUUUGAUAAUAAAUAGCGUUUAGCGGCAAAAGCUGAGGAGGGCGCUUAUAGUAAAUCUUAGAACUAUUUAUAAAGUCAUUAGUUGCCUUUGUAACUUUUUCCUUUUCUCAUAGAAUGAAUAAAUCAGGCGAAGCUUUGUCAUUUUUUUUCAUACUCUUUUAUUUCAUUAGCCUUCGAGAAAGCCCUCUUAGAUUGCACUGCAGGACGUGCGUUCUCCGCCUGCGGGAAGAUUUCAGACUGAGUUUGUACACUGAAUUUAUUCCUUUUGGUUCCCAGCUCUUCUAAGUUUUUAACUCCUAUUUGAGUUUUUAUAUAGUUUAUUUAAGGAUUGUUCUUCUCAAAGACCAAACAAAAAGAAAGGUGAAAGCGCUUGAACAUAGCGCAGUAUGAAGGGUUACUGAUAAGGAAUUUACAUUUUACCUGACGUGCACGAUCCUGUGUUUAGUACAAAAUUGUCUUACUUCGAUUUAGUAAUCGUUUUUGUAGCAUAUACUGAUUCAUAUCAAACCAUUUGGGAAAAAAUGCAACCAUAUGUUUCUCUGAUUGUAAAGAUUUCUUUUUGAUCAUAAAACAUACCACACACGUGCUUACAAACAGGUCUGGGAAGGCGUGUUAUGAAGAGACUUUCGACGCCAUUACUUUC